UUAGUAUAUUUUAUAUUUAUAGGUGUUGGUAUACUUACACGGAAAAUGGGUAACUGUAUAUCUCCAGUUGUCGAACUUACAAAAAAUGACGAUGAAAAGUAUACCUUAACUUCAAAUUCAACUUUCAAAAACACGGCGACUGUAUUUAAAUUAGGUGAAGAAUUUGAUGAAGAAACUCCCGACGGUCGUAAAGUCAGAUCAAUUAUUACACAAGAUGGAAAUACUUUAGUGCACAAACAAAAAAGUGACAAGUUAGAAACAACAAUAAUCAGAGAGUUCAAACCUGACGAACUUAAGAUGGUUUUAACUGUAAAUGACAUCACUUGCACCAGGAUUUAUAAGCCUUUAUAAAUAAAAGAAUAAAUUUGCUCAAUAGAUAUUAUAAAUUAUAACUUGAUAUAGUUGUUUAAACUUAUUACAGCAUUAGAUCUUCUAUCUAUGUUCUAAACUUAUUAAAUAUUUAUUUAUUUACGA
This is a messenger RNA of Daktulosphaira vitifoliae (grape phylloxera), 474 nucleotides long. RefSeq names its product fatty acid-binding protein, muscle-like. The record is from RefSeq and is a predicted model, not a curated record. Gene Ontology annotation, cellular component: cytosol; nucleus. The coding region runs from base 46 to 351 and encodes 101 amino acids. The transcript is spliced from 2 exons. Gene Ontology annotation, molecular function: fatty acid binding. Gene Ontology annotation, biological process: fatty acid transport. Lineage: Eukaryota; Metazoa; Arthropoda; Insecta; Hemiptera; Phylloxeridae.